AUUAGUAGGCCUAUUGUUUUAUUAAGGUUCGUGCUACUGAAUUCUGAGAACUGAGUGCAAGUGCUCAAUGUUAACAUUUUUCAAAUUUUAUGCGGCCUUGAUUAUGUUUGAUUUAGAAGUCACCGAUUUAUAGAACAAGGAUUCUCUAAAGGCUGCAUCACUUUACAGUCGGUAAUUCUCCCCCAACUUGGUGCCUAAAAAACGUCUGUGAUAAAUAAGUAUUAUUGCUACUGUGCCCUAUGUGCUUUAAUAAUUGUGAAAUAGAUAUAACAUGGAAGCACUGAGGAGAAAAGCUCCCGAUAACCCGCGUGAACACGCUUCCUGCUUAUCAUCUGUAUUUUUCUUAUGGACCUACAAAGUACUAAGAGAUGGCUACAGCAGAAUUUUUGAAAUCAGUGAUAUUUCUAAGCCUCUCAAAGAGGAUCACUCUGAUGUAUUAGGAGAUAGACUAGAAACGCAAUGGUUGAAAAAUUGUGAAAAAGCAAACAAAAAAGGAAAGACUCCAUCUUUGAUGCUUACAAUCGCCCAAGCAUUUAAAAAAGAGUUUUUUUACCUUGGAGUUCUCAUUGUUAUCCAGGACAUAUUCCUAACACUAUUGCGUCCGUAUUUCCUUGGACGUUUGCUCGCCUACUUUCGCCUCGGGUCGACAGUUGCUCGCGAGGAAGCCAUUUUGUCGGCCAUUGGCAUCUCAAUGACGUCACUCGUCUACUCUGUCUUCAUCCAGCACUACAUGGCUCUGUCGUUCCGUAUCGGCCUCAAGAUACGCGCGUCUUGUGUCUCCCUCGUCUACAGAAAGUGUUUGCGACUGAACCGCACCGCUCUGGGAGACACAUCACCUGGCAAGAUAGUGAACCUGAUCUCGAACGAUGUAUCGCGGUUCGACCUGGUGGUGGUGACGUGUCACUACAUGUGGAUCGCACCGCUCCUGGCGGUCAUCAUCGGAACUAUUCUCUACAUGGAACUCGGCGUGUCCGGCCUCUACGGCAUUGCCGCCAUCUUCAUCAUAGUGCCGCUCUUGUCAUUUGUCGGUACCUUGUCGUCCCGCUACCGUCUGCGAAUCGCGUUGAAAACGGACGAACGAGUGCGUUUGACAGACGAAGUGAUCAGCGGCAUUCAGGUGAUCAAGAUGUACGCCUGGGAGAAACCUUUUUCGAGGCUGGUGAUGGCGGCGAGAAAAGCUGAGCUCAGCAUAAUCAAGCGCACAACGUUUCUGCGCGGAGUGUACAUGACGUUCAACAUGACAACGACUCGAUUCGCACUCUUCAUCACUCUGCUUGCCUGGACUUUGUCCGGCGGUGAACUGUCUUCCGAUAGGGUGUUUGUGGUUGCAGCCUAUUUUGGAACUCUGACUCAGACUUUCUCGGGAAUGUUCGUGCGAGGAUUUGCCGAAAUAUCUGAGAGCCGAGUCUCUGUUAGACGAUUGCAGAACUUUAUGCUGCGUAGCGAAUUCAGAUCGCAAGUGAAAGGACCAGUGGUGAUCGAAGAGAAAGGCGAAAAAUCGCCAGAAAAGAAGGAGAAAAUCGAGGAUCAGGCAGAGAAAAUCGGCGAUGAUUUGGAGUUGAACGAUCAUCGUGUUGAUGAAAAUGCGAACUCUACGCUUGUGUCGAUUGAUAAUGUGUCGGCAGCGUGGAAACCUGAUUCAAGUGAUCAGCCGACUCUGGAUUCGUUGAGUUUCAAUGUUGAGGCAGGUCAGCUGGUUGCUGUUAUUGGAUCUGUUGGUGCCGGAAAGAGUUCGUUCCUGCAGCUACUAUUGGGCGAAAUGCCCAUCACGAAGGGUGACAUCGAGGUUAAAGGGCGGGUGUCCUAUGCCACUCAAGAGGUGUGGGUCUUUUCCGGUUCCAUCCGACAGAAUAUCACGUUUGGACUGCCCUUCGACAAGAAACGCUACAAACAGGUGACCCGUGUGUGUGCUUUGGAAAGAGAUUUUGAACUGUUUCAAUACGGAGACAUGACACUGGUUGGGGAGAGAGGAGCAUCAUUAUCCGGAGGACAGAAGGCUAGAAUUAAUUUGGCCAGAGCUGUAUACAGAGAUGCUGAUAUUUAUUUGUUUGAUGAUCCCUUAUCUGCCGUUGAUACUCAUGUUGGAAAACAUCUUUUUGAUGACUGUAUUAAAGGUUUCUUAAAAAAGAAAACAGUAAUAUUAGUCACUCAUCAACUUCAAUAUCUUUCUGGUGUCGACCACGUCGUUCUAUUGAACAAUGGUUGCAUUGAAAAUCAAGGCUCCUAUGGUAAUUUGAAAAAUUCUGGAGUAGACUUUGUGAGAAUGAUUUCAAGAGAUGACAAAGUGAAUAGUGACAGCGCAACUGAGAAUGAAAUAGAAAACAGUCCGAAAUUGAAGAGAAUGAUAUCAAGAAGCUCUGUAAGAAGUACUCAAUCCAGUUCUCAUGAAGAUGGGUCAGUGGUGGGGGAAGCUGAGGCGGUCGACCAGCCUCAGGAGAAAGAUGCCGAAGUGGCGAAACGACCGAUGCGAUCUGUCUACCUGGACUAUUUCCGUUCGGGCGCCAACUGCGGAGUUCUGUUCAUGAUGACGCUGAUGUUCGUUGCCACUCAGACUUGUGCCAGCGGCGCCGAUUACUUUGUCUCUUAUUGGACAGGUAUAGAGGAGCGUCGUUCCUACGACCGGAAGAUGAACAUCACCAGCGAUGACCUGUGGCCCAGUGAUGUGCUGGCCAGUGCGCACGGCACUCUAGUAUCUAGUGUCAUUGUGUUCGGUCUGAUCAGGGCGGCCAUCUUCUGCUACACUUGCAUCAGGUGCUCGAGUGGCCUCCACAAUCGCAUGUUCACUGGCAUCAUUGGCACUAGUAUUGCCUUCUUCAACAAUAAUCCUUCUGGUCGUAUACUGAAUCGUUUUUCUAAAGAUCUCGGUAUGAUUGACGAAUGGCUGCCCAAGUGUAUGCUUGACGUUGUUCAGAUACUUGUUGGCAUAGUCGGUUCUCUAGUGCUGGCCAUAAUUAUAAAUCCACUCUUCAUAAUUCCGACAAUAAUUUUGGGCGCAAUAUGCAUUUAUGUGAGGAGAUUCUUCAUCAAAACAUCCAAGAACCUCAAACGAUUGGAAGGAAUCGCACGCAGUCCUGUAUUCUCACACCUGAAUGCUACACUCCAAGGCCUAACAACCAUACGGGCAAUGGAAGCACAGAAAGUAUUGAAAGCCGAAUUUGAUAGUCAUCAAGAUCUUCAUACUGGUUCCAUGUAUCUGUUCAUCUAUACAUCAGCAGGCUUUGCUUUCAUGCUGGACUUUAUCUCUCUUAUGUUCAUCAGUUGCAUCACAUACAGUUUCCUUCUCACGCACAAUAGAGAAGGAGGAGGUACAUUAGGAGUAGAAGCUGGCCUGGCAAUCACACAGGCCAUGUCUAUUGCGGGUCUCCUCCAAUGGGCGAUGAGAUCCUCAGCUGAGAUAGCCAAUCACAUGACAGCUACUGAACGUGUGCUGGAGUAUGCCAAUCUCGAACCUGAAGAGAAACUGGUUGAGAGCAAAAAAGAGAAAGAGGACCUCAAAGAUUGGCCGUCAGAAGGAAAAAUACAAUUCGAUCAUUUGUUCCUCCGUUACUCUCCGGAAGAAGAACCCGUGUUGAAGGACAUCUGCCUGCAGAUCAAUCCUAAUGAAAAGGUCGGCAUAGUUGGUAGAACCGGCGCGGGAAAAUCGUCGCUGAUCCAAGCGCUGUUCCGCAUGUCGGCGAUCGAAGGAUCGAUCUUGAUCGACGGUAUCGACUCGAAGCGGUUGACUCUCGAACUGCUGCGCUCUCGAAUCUCGAUCAUCCCGCAGGACCCGGUCCUGUUUUCGGGAACAAUGCGCCGCAACCUGGACCCCUUCGAGGAGUAUCAGGACCAUGCUCUGUGGAGUGCUCUCGAAGAGGUGGAGCUGAACGACAGCCUGCGCAAAGAGUACGGCCUUCAGUCAGCCGUGGCAGAUGGCGGCACCAACUUCAGCCUGGGCCAACGCCAGCUGGUGUGCUUGGCUAGGGCCAUCAUCCGCAACAACCGCAUCCUCGUCAUGGACGAGGCCACCGCCAACGUCGACCCGCAGACCGACGCCCUCAUACAGAACACCAUCCGCAGGAAGUUUGGCAACUGCACCGUCAUCACUAUCGCGCAUCGCCUCAACACUAUCAUGGACUCCGAUAAGGUAUUGGUGAUGGACGCGGGGCGAACGGUGGAGUUUGGACAUCCGCAUGAGUUGCUUCAGAAGCAGGACGGAUAUUUCUUCAAGUUGGUACAGGAAACAGGACCCAAAAUGGCGCGCAAUUUGAGUGAGAUUGCUAGGAAUGCGUACAGCACGAAUUUAUGAUUGCUGAAAUACGGCUAAGGCCCGGUUACUAGGAUACUUAUCAGGUCUAACGAACCGUUAAACCUAUAGAUUUAUUAAAUUUAAUAAGGCAAGGUUUCUUGGAUACUUAUUAAAUCUAAUGGACCAUUCAACUUGUUGAUUUUAAAUAAUGUUCAAAUAGAUUUUAAAAUAUGUCUCCAAAUCGAACGGACCUUUUAACCUAUAGAUUUAAUGUAGGUUUAUUCGACUCAAUAAGGCACGGUUUCUAGGAUACUUAUUACAUCCAAUGGUCUAUUAAACUAAUAUAUUUGAAAUAACGAUCCAUUAGAUUUAAUGAAUACGUGUUCUAUUGUCAGUUCCUCGAAAGGAGAGCUAACCACAGCAUAGAGUUUGCGUUUGUGUGUGUAUAGAAACGAUGACUCAUAUCAUAGCCACCUCUAAUACAAGGCCGCGGCCUACGAUAUUGCAACGUCGCAGUGUAGGCCUAUAGUGAGGUCCACGUUAUAAUGACAAUAUUUGAUCAACUUUGGUUUUGCUAUCCUUGUC
This is a messenger RNA of Nilaparvata lugens (brown planthopper), 4810 nucleotides long. RefSeq names its product probable multidrug resistance-associated protein lethal(2)03659. Gene Ontology annotation, cellular component: membrane. Lineage: Eukaryota; Metazoa; Arthropoda; Insecta; Hemiptera; Delphacidae. Bases 272 to 4285 code for a protein of 1337 amino acids. Gene Ontology annotation, biological process: transmembrane transport. The record is from RefSeq and is a predicted model, not a curated record. The transcript has 26 exons. Gene Ontology annotation, molecular function: ABC-type transporter activity; ATP hydrolysis activity; ATP binding.